GAUCAGUAGGCGGGACUUGCCGGAAUGUGGGUGGGGAAAGGACAACAGAUCAACAGCAAAUCAGCACAUGGCGCUUCCUGUUCGGUUGAUUUGAACAUUUUACAGGAGAAAAGAAAACCCCGAUAAGUUACCGAAUGGCUGGACUCGAGCUGCUGUCCGAUCAGGGCUACCGGCUGGAUGGACGGAAGGCUACCGAGCUGCGGAAGCUGCAGGCCCGCAUGGGGGUGUUCGGGCAGGCGGACGGAUCUGCGUACAUGGAGCAGGGCAACACCAAGGCGCUGGCGGUGGUGUACGGACCCCACGAGGUUCGAGGGUCCAGAAGUAAAUCCCUUCACGACCGUGCGGUCAUUAACUGUCAGUACAGCAUGGCUACGUUCAGCACGGCGGAGAGGAAAAGACGACCGCACGGCGAUCGCAAGUCCAGCGAGAUGAGUCUUCACCUGAAACAGACCUUUGAGGCCGCCGUCCUCACACAACUCUACCCACGCUCCCAGAUAGACAUCUAUGUUAAGAUCCUUCAGUCAGAUGGUGGAAACUACAGUGCGUGUGUUAACGCAGCUACUCUGGCCCUGGUGGACGCUGGCAUCCCCAUGCGUGAUUACGUGUGCGCCUGCACGGCUGGCUUUGUGGAGGACACGCCGCUGGCUGACCUGUGCCACGCUGAGGAGAGUGGCGGUGGCACCACACUGUCCCUGGCACUUCUGCCUCGCAGUGAGAGCAUCGCACUGGUGCAGAUGGAUGCCCGUCUCCAUCAGGACCACCUCCCAGCACUGAUGGAGGCUGCGACAGUGGCCUGUAAGGGUCUCAGCAAAGUGCUGGACGAUGUCGUGCGCCAACACCUGCAGGAAGUUUCUGUGCAGACCAGAGAGUGAGGAGUCCUCAGUUUGGUCUUUAGAACUUAAUGAACUGUUUGUUGUUGUUGUUGUUGUUGUUGUUGUUGUUUUUUUUUUACCUGGUUUGAAUGAGUUUGUUCUGAAAUACAGACUGACCUUGAUGUCUAAAACACAGGUGCUUCCUGUUUGAAGAGACAUGUGUAAGAUUUUUACAUCGCACCUCUUUAAUAAUAUUUUUGAAUGGUAAGUAUUGUAUUUCAUAAACAUCUCAUGGUCAUUGGAUAAGUAAAGAAGCAAAGGAUGGACCACACAAGGCACAGUGAAUGUGUGUUAACUACAUACUGAUAAAAAAAAAAAUAAAUAAAUAAAAGUAAGUCACAAAUGUC
Messenger RNA from Ictalurus punctatus (channel catfish), 1219 nucleotides. RefSeq names its product exosome component 4 (gene exosc4). NCBI's taxonomy places the organism in Eukaryota, Metazoa, Chordata, Actinopteri, Siluriformes, Ictaluridae. The transcript is spliced from 3 exons. Gene Ontology annotation, cellular component: nuclear exosome (RNase complex); cytoplasmic exosome (RNase complex); nucleolus. The coding region runs from base 135 to 872 and encodes 245 amino acids. The record is from RefSeq and is a predicted model, not a curated record. Gene Ontology annotation, biological process: poly(A)-dependent snoRNA 3'-end processing; U4 snRNA 3'-end processing; nuclear mRNA surveillance.